Cetraspora pellucida is the source of this 1353-nucleotide messenger RNA. The record is from the annotation of a GenBank genome assembly. NCBI's taxonomy places the organism in Eukaryota, Fungi, Glomeromycota, Glomeromycetes, Diversisporales, Gigasporaceae.
AUGGAUCCUAAUUUUACUAAUGAAGUUCAUAAUUCAGCACGAAAAUAUUAUCGUCUUGCAUGUCUUCGAGGAAAGACACUUGAACCGUAUGCAACUCAAAACGCGAUCUUGACACUUGUUACUCCAACCAAAGAUAAAGAAGUAGUCAUUUAUUUAUCAAAAGAACAACACUGUUAUUGCCCAAUUUACAAAUUUACCAGUGUUGAUGGAUUAUAUGUGGCACAUGUUGGUCAAAUUCAAAAAGAGUUAACUGGCGUAAAACGAUUUUAUUCUUUCUUAAGACAUACAGUAAAAUUGGAUUCUAGUGAAAAUCAUUUACCAAACAUAGUGGCAUUGAAAGCGGUAGCUCAUAAAGUUGAAUUGAAUUAUGUUGAUCCGUUAAAGGAAUUUCUUUAUGUUGUUUAUGAUAAAGAAAAUGAAGAAUUCACGGAAAUUUUUGUAGAAACAGAACAUGUUCCAGAAACAUCCGAAGAACCUACAUUUGAAGACGUCAUGACUUUAUGGAUUGCAGUUAUGAUUUGGUGUGCACGACUGUUAACGAGUCUAGAAGACCCGCGAGUACGACUACGGCGUGCUGCCUGUGAAGGCAACCUUCAUCUUAUUAAACGGCUGAUUGCAAAAACUAACAUGCAAAACCCCGACCCAGUGAAUGGCUGGACUACUUUAAUGUAUGCUACUCGUUAUGGCCAUGAUCGCGUUGUGGAAUACCUUCUCAAAAACGGCCACGAAGAGGUUGAGCUCUCUAGAGAUUUUGAUAACAAUACAAUAUUGAUGGUUGCUUCGCAAUACAAUUUCGUAGAAAUAAUGAAACUCUAUAUAACGUCUUUUCCGAAUAGUGUUAAUAUGGUCAAUAAACAAGGGCAGACAGCAUUAAUUUAUGCAGCGAAAUACGGCAACCUUGAACCUAUUAAACUAAUACUUGAACACGAAGCUGAUAUUAAUCAAACUGAUCUCGAAGGGAACACAGCGCUGCAUUAUGCGGCUGCUUGGGAACGAUUCGAUGCUGUUACUGUAUUAAUUGAAAGGGGGUGUCAAUUUGCUGUUAAAAACCAUUCUGGUUGGACAGCAUUGGAUUAUUCAUAUUCAAUGGAAUUAAAAACGCAUUUACAAGAAUGUGCACUUUCGUAUCAUGAAGAAAGCAAAAUUAUUAGACGGCGCCAUCAUCUUAAAAUUAAUGUAGAUUCAUUGAUAUCGAUUGAUUCAAUGCCAACUACUGUUCGUUCAGCUACAUAUCCACCAGGAAGACCAACUGGUGAAUUAUUUGAUGGCACACCUAACGAGUCUUAUUCCAAUGAAAAUUUAUCACCGAAUGUUAUUAAUCCAGUCAAGCGCAAAGAAUCUUUACCAUGGUGA